UAGAUGUACGGAAUAGAAAUUUCAAUCAUUCGUUUUCAGUUUGGGAAGCUUCAUAGCCGGCUGCUCCGAACGCCAUAAAACUAAAGCACAUAAAUCGUUUAGCUGUAAUUUGUAGUGGUUUUGUUGAAUUUUGUGUGUAAUUUUCUGCUGAAUUUCUGAGAAAAAAAAACAACUAAUCAAUAUGCGUGAAUGUAUCUCCAUCCAUGUCGGUCAAGCUGGCGUUCAAAUUGGUAACGCCUGCUGGGAAUUGUAUUGUUUGGAGCAUGGUAUCCAGCCUGAUGGGCAGAUGCCUUCUGAUAAGACUGUCGGUGGCGGUGAUGAUUCUUUCAAUACCUUCUUUAGUGAAACCGGCGCUGGCAAACAUGUACCCCGUGCCGUAUUUGUCGAUUUGGAACCCACUGUAGUGGAUGAAGUACGUACCGGCACUUAUCGUCAAUUGUUCCAUCCCGAACAAUUAAUUACAGGCAAGGAGGACGCUGCGAAUAAUUACGCUCGUGGCCAUUAUACUAUUGGCAAGGAAAUUGUUGAUUUGGUUUUAGAUCGCAUACGCAAAUUAGCAGAUCAAUGUACUGGUCUUCAAGGUUUCUUGAUUUUCCAUUCGUUCGGUGGUGGCACUGGUUCGGGUUUUACAUCAUUGUUGAUGGAACGUUUGUCCGUAGACUAUGGUAAAAAGUCCAAAUUGGAAUUUGCUAUUUAUCCUGCUCCUCAAGUCUCUACAGCCGUUGUAGAGCCCUACAACUCGAUUUUAACCACCCAUACAACUUUGGAACAUUCGGAUUGUGCUUUCAUGGUUGACAAUGAAGCUAUUUAUGAUAUUUGCCGACGUAAUUUAGAUAUUGAACGGCCUACUUACACCAAUUUGAAUCGUUUAAUCGGUCAAAUUGUAUCGUCCAUCACCGCCUCUUUACGUUUCGAUGGUGCAUUGAAUGUGGAUUUGACUGAAUUCCAAACCAAUUUGGUACCUUAUCCACGUAUUCAUUUCCCCUUGGUUACCUACGCGCCCGUUAUCUCGGCUGAGAAAGCAUACCAUGAACAAUUAUCGGUAGCAGAAAUUACCAAUGCCUGCUUCGAACCUGCCAAUCAGAUGGUCAAGUGCGAUCCUCGGCACGGCAAAUACAUGGCCUGUUGUAUGUUGUAUCGUGGUGAUGUGGUGCCCAAGGAUGUCAAUGCCGCCAUAGCCACCAUUAAAACUAAACGCACCAUCCAAUUCGUUGACUGGUGUCCAACCGGCUUCAAAGUCGGCAUUAACUACCAGCCACCCACUGUUGUGCCUGGCGGUGACUUGGCAAAGGUGCAACGUGCCGUCUGCAUGUUGUCCAACACCACGGCCAUUGCCGAGGCUUGGGCUCGUCUCGACCACAAGUUCGAUUUAAUGUACGCUAAGCGUGCUUUCGUCCAUUGGUACGUAGGCGAGGGUAUGGAGGAAGGCGAGUUCUCAGAGGCACGUGAGGAUUUGGCGGCACUUGAGAAAGAUUAUGAAGAAGUCGGUAUGGACUCUGGUGAUGGCGAAGGCGAGGGUGCAGAAGAGUAUUAGAUAUGUUGGUAGACAUUAUAUACAAAGCAAAACAAAAGCCGCGCUAUACAAAUUCUUAAGAAAGAUAUUUGGGAGAGAUUCAUGACCUUAGCUG
This is a messenger RNA of Glossina fuscipes, 1628 nucleotides long. It is a transcript of the gene alphaTub84B, whose product is annotated as tubulin alpha-1 chain. Gene Ontology annotation, biological process: microtubule cytoskeleton organization; mitotic cell cycle. The transcript is spliced from 2 exons. Lineage: Eukaryota; Metazoa; Arthropoda; Insecta; Diptera; Glossinidae. Gene Ontology annotation, cellular component: microtubule; cytoplasm. Gene Ontology annotation, molecular function: structural constituent of cytoskeleton; GTP binding. The record is from RefSeq and is a predicted model, not a curated record. The coding region runs from base 182 to 1534 and encodes 450 amino acids.